Larimichthys crocea (large yellow croaker) is the source of this 2149-nucleotide messenger RNA. RefSeq names its product aldehyde dehydrogenase 3 family, member A2b (gene aldh3a2b). The record is from RefSeq and is a predicted model, not a curated record. The transcript has 11 exons. NCBI's taxonomy places the organism in Eukaryota, Metazoa, Chordata, Actinopteri, Sciaenidae. Gene Ontology annotation, molecular function: aldehyde dehydrogenase (NAD+) activity; 3-chloroallyl aldehyde dehydrogenase activity. Bases 154 to 1623 code for a protein of 489 amino acids. Gene Ontology annotation, cellular component: cytoplasm. Gene Ontology annotation, biological process: aldehyde metabolic process.
CAGGCUUGGUCCUGCCCCUGCCCUGUAGGGGUGUGACCUAACGGGGAAGGAGAGCUGUUUAUCUACGGCUGACACUGCGCUCCUCUGCCGGGGUAUCUCACCACCAGGACCGGGAAGGCUUCCCAGAAAACAACCGCUACUGCAGCAUUGAGGAUGUCUCGGGAGCAGCAGGCAGUGGCUCAUGCCAGAAAAGCCUUUGAAACAGGCAGGUCCAGAUCUUUAGAGUACAGGAUCUACCAGCUGAGAAGCCUGCAGCAGUUAUUCAUUGAGAGACAGAAGGAGAUUUCAGAUGCCGUCAAGAAAGACCUCAAUAAGAGCGAGGUGGGGACCCAGCUGUAUGAGACUCUGGGUCUGGAGGGAGAGAUCAGCCUUGCCAUCAGGAAGCUGAAGGAGUGGGCAGCCCCCCGGCCCGUGGAGAAGAACCUGCUGACCCUCUCAGACACCGUCUACAUCCAGCCGGAGCCUCUCGGAGUGGUGCUCAUCAUCGGGGCCUGGAACUACCCCUGGGCUGUCACCAUCCAGCCACUCAUUGGAGCCAUUGCUGCUGGUAAUGCCGCUGUGGUGAAGCCCUCUGAGGUCUCUGUUCACACAGCAAAGGUCAUGGAGGAACUGCUGCCACUUUACAUUGAUAAAGAGCUUUACCCUGUAGUGAACGGAGGAGUGACAGAGACCCAGGAGCUGCUGCGCCAGAAGUUCGAUCACAUUGUCUACACCGGCAACAGCACAGUGGCCAAAGUGAUCAUGGAGGCUGCUGCCAAACACCUGACACCUGUCACCCUGGAGCUGGGCGGCAAGAGCCCCUGCUACAUUGACAAGAACUGUGACAUAAGUGUAGCUUGCAGGCGUGUUACCUGGGGAAAGUACACUAACUGUGGUCAGACCUGCAUUGCCCCAGACUACAUCCUUUGUGAUCCCAGCAUUCAGGACCGGGUCAUCGCAGAGGUUAAGAAGUCUAUUAAGGAGUUCUACACAGACAACCCAAAGACCUGCCUUGACUAUGGGCGCAUCAUCAACCAGCGCCACUUCAAGAGGAUAAUGAACUUGUUGGAAGGCAGCACCAUCGCUGUGGGAGGAGACAAUGAUGAGUCAGACUGCUACAUAGCCCCCACAGUUCUGCGGGAUGUGAAGCCAGAGGCGAAGGUGAUGCAGGAGGAGAUAUUCGGACCUUUGCUUCCCAUCUUGCCGGUCAGCGGCCUGGAGGAAGCCAUUAAGUUUAUCAAUAAAAGAGAGAAACCUCUGGCACUCUACGUCUUCACACAGGAUGACCAGGUGAUAAAGCAAAUCAGAGACGAGACCUCUAGUGGUGGACUGUUGGCCAAUGACUGUCUCGUGCACUAUUCUGUCAGCUCUCUGCCUUUCGGGGGAGUGGGAAACAGUGGUAUGGGUUGCUACCACGGCAAGUUCACCUUUGACGAGCUGAGCCACCUGCGUGGUUGUCUCAUCAAGAAGCUGAAUAUGGAGGGGGUGAACAGCAUGCGGUACCCACCUCACACACUCAAGAAACUGGGCUGGGCGCGCUUCUUCAUCCUGAAGAACUUAGACCUGGGCUGGCUGGGACGCAUGGCGCUCUUAGCUGUCCUGGCUGUGGUGGCUGCAGUUGCUCUACAGAAUUAUCUCCUUUGAAGACAUCCCACUGUGUCUCAGAUUACAAGCCCGCUGUUUACUUUAUCCUGAGGACCAGAGAGACAAAAAGACAAUCAAAAAGUAUCAGGACGGCUGUAAUACAGGCAAUGUUAGGGAGGGGCCUUAAGUCCAUCUUACAUUUCAGCAACAGUGUCACAAGUUUGAAGUAGUUCACUGUAGAAAGCAUCCCAUUUUAAUGAAGGUAAUUCUGUAUUUCACAUUUGUGUUCAUUUGUUCUAUCUUCAGCCGUUAGACCAGGUUUGCUUGAUUUAGAAUUGAAUACAUAUAUAUUAAAUACACUUGAUGACUUUAAAUGAAAUAACUGUGACAAGUAACUGAAGUAAAUGUAGAACACUGUACGACUGACAGCAUGCUGUCCAUGUUUUUCAUUUUACUGUGAUUUGAACACCUGACUGAGAAAAAUGAAGUUGAACUAACCUGCAGUUUCUUGUCAUGAUGAAAUUGUUUUUAUUGUGUAGAAGUCACCUACACUUCAUUUUGUGUCCAUUCUAUUUCAAUGACUGAA